Linum tenue is the source of this 2535-nucleotide messenger RNA. NCBI's taxonomy places the organism in Eukaryota, Viridiplantae, Streptophyta, Magnoliopsida, Malpighiales, Linaceae. The record is from the annotation of a GenBank genome assembly.
AUGAAUGGAAGCGGAACUGCGAUGCUGCUCCGGCCAUCGGCGGCCGAUUCGACGAAUUCUGUUCUAGACAAGGAGAGGAUGGAGCAAAUCGGGUCAAAUGCUAUCCCUUCGUCUUCCCAUUCCCCGGCUCCUCUUCCAGCUGUAGAGUACGAGGUUUUCCUGAGCUUUAGAGGUCCUGACGUCCGCAAGACGCUGGCUGAUUUCCUUCAUAAAUUCCUGAAUAAUAAAAAGAUACGGACCUUUCUUGACAAUGAAGCGCUUCGCAAGGGUGAAGAGAUUGACGGUUCUCUUGCCAAGGCAAUUGAGGAGUCCCGAAUAUACAUCCCGAUCUUUUCCCCGGGAUAUGCGUCUAGCAAAUGGUGCCUCAAAGAGCUAGCUCUGAUGGUGGACCAUUGCAAGAAAGAUGAAGUUCGUCACACCAUCCUGCCCAUUUUCUAUCUCAUGGAGCCUAGAGAUGUGCGCCAUUGCACGGGUUCCUACAAGACAGGAAUAAAACGACUGAGACAGACUAAGAAAUAUGAUGAAGAAACCAUUAAGGCCUGGAAGAAGGCUCUCAAUGAGGUUGGGCAAAUCAAAGGAUGGAGCGUGAAAGAGUCAGAUGGGCAGGGAGCAGUGGCAGAAGAAGUUUACUCUAGGGUGUGGCCACUGGUACACGAGAAGUUCAAGUUAGUGACGCAUGAGCUGAUUGGAAUCGAUUCUCACGUAAACCGAGUGUCGGAAUUGCUGAACUUGGGAAGCGGCAUCAAUAUAGUAGGCAUUCAUGGUAUUGGUGGUAUCGGCAAAACCACUAUCGCCAAGGCCGUCCAUGACAAGCUCGGUACAGAAUUCGAAAGUCGUUGUUUCGUGGAAAAUGUACGAGACAUACAAUCAUCGGAGACGGAGAGUGAAGCCAUUAACACCCUGCAGAGUAAGAUUAUUCUUAGCAUUCUAGGAGAAGAUCACAAGCUUAGAAGUGGCGAAGGAAUGGCCAUUAUAAAAGACAGAGUACGCUCCAAAAAGAUUCUCAUUAUUCUUGAUGAUGUGGAUAAAGAGUUCGAGUUUGAGAAAAUCUUAGGCAAAGUAAGCGAAUUUUCUUCUGAAAGUAGAUUUAUCAUCACAACAAGAUAUACAAGGGUGUUCGAGUUGCUUGGAGUAUCUAGGUUAUAUGAGCUUAAGAGGAUGAGUGAUGACCAUUCCCUUCAACUUUUUCAAAGCUAUGCUUUUCAGAAAGAUGAACCCCUAGAGGACAGAGAAACUUUGUGUAAGCAGUUUGUAGAAGCUGCUGCGGGGCAUCCUUUGACUCUUCAAGUUAUAGGGUCGCUUUUGUUUCGUACAAGUUUAGAAUUUUGGAAAGGGAAUUUGGAAAAACUAAAGGAUAUGCCUCACCCCGAUGUGCAAAAGAGAUUGAAAAUAAGCUAUGAUAUGUUGGAACUUGAAGAAAAAGAAAUCUUUCUCGACAUUGCUUGUGCUUUUAUAGGAAGCAACAAAGAAUAUCCUUCUUAUAUGUGGGAGGAUUGUAAACUUUAUCCUGGAAGUGGAAUUCAGACUCUUAUUUGGAGGUCCUUGAUUAAGUUGGAUGAGAAUAAUGGAUUUUGGAUGCAUGAUCAUUUGAGAGACAUGGGGAGAAGGAUUGCUCGCGAAGGAGAAGGUCAACAUUGUAGGAAGCACACAAGAAUAUGGUCUCGCAAGGAUGCGAUGGAUAUGUUACACAAUGGAGAGGGAGCUGACCAUGUGCAAGUUCUUCUAGUCAGCAUGGAAUAUAAGGAUUUUGAGCUCACAGAGAAUGCAUUUCAAAAAUUUACAAAGUUAAGGUAUCUCGUAGUGUACAAUGGGAAGGUGCCCGGAGAUUUUAAGAAGAUUCUUCCAAAUCUACGUUGGCUAGAACUUUACAGAUGCAGUUCAGUUCCUAUCGGUUUCAAUGCCGAGAAUUUGGUGAUUCUGAUGCUAAGAGAGAGCAAUGUGAUUGGUGACGGGGGAUUGGGAAGCUGGGGCGGAAAUAAGGUUAUUAAUUUUCCUAUAAGAAUUCAGCUUCCAACUCAUUUAAGUGGGUGUAAUCACUCUAGUAGUGCGAUGGGGCUUGACGAAUUAUUGGAGUCUUUGCAAGGUCCUCCGAUUAUGGAGCCGCUUGAUCUAUCUGCUUUGAAGCACUUGCGGGAGUUGACAAUGGACGGACGCCAUUAUAUGUUUACUAAGGUGAUGGGGCUUGACAAAUUGGAGUCACUGGAAAAAUGCGAGAUUGGUCAUUGCACUUUCUCGGAGAAGCUGCUUGAUCUGUCUGCUUUAAAGCACUUGAAGAUUUUGAAGAUUUAUGGAUGUUUUGGGUUGACCGAGUUGAUGGGGCUGGGCGAAUUGGAAUCAUUGGGAGUAUUGUCGAUUUAUGAUAGCUGGUCGAUCAAGAAGCUAUCUGAUCUAUCUGCCUUGGAGCUCUUGCGCGAGUUGACAAUUGCAUGCCUUGAGUUGACUGAGAUUACGGGGCUUGAGAGAUUGCAGUCCUUAGGUACUUGUAAAUCUUUGUAUCUCGGGUUGGCGAGAGCGGAGAUACUUAAGAUCAAUUGA